AUGGCUGAUAAAAGUUCACCGUCGCCUCUGCCAGGUCAGCCCAUGUACCCUGGCACUCCAUCGCGGGCUCCCAACAGCCCCUCGAGGUCCAACUUGAAGGCACCGCCCAACUUGGCCGUCACGUCCAUCUCGCCCCUCACGGCGACGGCGACAUCGACGUACACAGGCACCACGGUCCCGCUGCCGAUCGCCCGCAAAAAGUUCAACAACGCACCCGCCGUCGAGCCGUCACCCGGUCGGAAACGCAGCUGGGCCGCCGUGCGGGAGGGCGGCUUCCUGCAGUCGUGGAAGCAGCGCUUCCUCGUCCUGCGCAAGGAAUGGAUCGACUUCUCCAAGGCUGAGGGCGAGAAGCCCGUGUACACUCUGUUUCUCAAGGACGUCGUCGCCAUCGGACGCGUCGAGACGACGACGCCCACCUUCGAGGUCAAGCGGAGGCUCGACGGUCCCUCCAACAGCCCCGGGGAAAAGGACGGGCAGACGAAGACGCUGCACAUCAAGACCAAGACGGAAGAGGAGCUCUACACCUGGAUGGACUUCAUCUACGACAGCUGCCCCGACCUCGGAGGCGUCAGCAACCCGACCAACUUCUCGCACGCCGUCCACGUCGGCUUCAACCCCACGAGCCGCGAGUUCGUCGGGUUGCCGCCCGAGUGGAUGAGGCUCCUCAACGGCUCGGCCAUCACCAAGGAGGAUUACGCCCGGAACCCGCAGGCCGUAAUCGAAGCCGUCGACUUCUACUCGGACCUGACCAAGCGGUCCGAAAACCCCGUCGAGUUCCUCGCCCUGUCGCCGACGCACGUGCCGACGGAGCAUUGGGGUCGCGAUGCGAGCCCUCACCGACCCAGCCCUGGCCCCGGCCCCGGCCCCGGCUUCGCCGCGCAGCCGCCGCCGUUGCCGUCGUCCGUCGUGCCCGCCCUGCAAACCCCCAAGCCGCCACCCCCUCCGCGGCCGCCCAACGGCAUCCAGGCCCAGCGACCGCCGCCGCGGCCGCCGCCGCCCAAGGCCAAGCCCGAGGGGGCGGCCGACGACUCGUCCCUCUUCCCCGCGCCCCUGCGGCUGGUGCAGGACUCGCCGCAUCAGAAGCCGCAGCCGCACCCGCCCUCUGCCUUCUCGGACCCCGACGACGAGGCGACGGAGGUGUCCCUCGCCUCGGAGCCGAGCGUGACGGCGAUCCCGGUCCCCUCGAAGCGGCGCCAGGGCGCUCGCCACCUGACGACGUCCGAGGGUGAGCUCAUCGCGAAGCUCAGGGCCGUCGUCUCCGACGAGGACCCCACCCUCUGCUACGUCAAGCAGAAGAAGAUCGGCCAAGGCGCCUCCGGCUCCGUCUACGUGGCCAAGAUCCUCGACACCGCCGUCGGGCUGGCCCAGGACCUGCGGAUGAGGAAGGGACCGUCGACGCGCGUCGCCAUCAAGGAGAUGAACUUGGCGCGCCAGCCUCGCAAGGACCUCCUCGUCGACGAGAUCAUGAUCAUGAAGGACAGCCGCCACCCCAACAUCAUCAACUUCCUCGACGCCUUCCUGCUGAGCGACAGCCGCCAGCUGUGGGUCGUCAUGGAUUACAUGGACGGCGGCGCCCUGAUCGACAUCAUCGACAACAACCGCUCCAUCUCGGAGAAGCAGAUUGCCACCAUCUGCAGAGAGACCUGCAAAGGCCUCCAGCAUCUGCACGCCCAGGGCAUCGUCCACAGGGACAUCAAGAGCGACAACGUGCUACUCGACAAGAGAGGCAACGUGAAAAUCACCGACUUUGGCUUCUGCGCGAAACUCACCGAGCGCCGAUCGAAGCGCGCCACCAUGGUGGGCACGACGUACUGGAUGGCGCCCGAAGUCGUCAAGCAGAACAAGUACGGCCACAAGAUCGACAUUUGGUCCCUCGGCAUCAUGACCAUCGAGAUGGUCGAGCUGCAGCCGCCGUACAUGGACGAGGAGCCGCUGCGGGCGCUGUAUCUCAUCGUCACCAACGGCACGCCCCCCCUGCGGAAGCCCGACAGCAUGAGCCAGGCCCUCAAGCAGUUUCUGGCCGUGUGCCUGCGCGUCGAGGUGAAGAAGCGAGCGACGGCCGACGAGCUGCUCGAGCACACCUUCCUGCAGUCUUGCUGUCCCAUCGAUGGCCUGAUAGGCUUGCUGUCGUUUAAGAAGUAG
Molecule: messenger RNA, 2142 nt
Organism: Drechmeria coniospora
Lineage: Eukaryota; Fungi; Ascomycota; Sordariomycetes; Hypocreales; Ophiocordycipitaceae
Product: p21 activated kinase-like protein
Exons: 4
Coding region: 1-2142 (713 amino acids)
Biological process (GO): regulation of MAPK cascade; protein phosphorylation; intracellular signal transduction
Cellular component (GO): cytoplasm
Molecular function (GO): ATP binding; protein serine/threonine kinase activity
Source: RefSeq, a predicted model, not a curated record